Rhea pennata is the source of this 4762-nucleotide messenger RNA. RefSeq names its product upstream binding transcription factor (gene UBTF). The coding region runs from base 170 to 2452 and encodes 760 amino acids. The transcript is spliced from 20 exons. Lineage: Eukaryota; Metazoa; Chordata; Aves; Rheiformes; Rheidae. The record is from RefSeq and is a predicted model, not a curated record.
CGAGGGGGGGUGCGGGGUUGGGGGGUGCCCGGACUCCUGGGCCCCCGUGCCCGGCGGCCGGGCUCCCUAGCGCCGCUCUCCCUCCGCUUGCAGAGCCGCGAGCCCUUGAGCUAAGGCAGAGCCGGAGAGGGACCCGGAGGGGCUUGUCCUGGCGUCAGGCGGGUGGAGGAUGAACGGAGAAGCCGAGUGCCCUACGGACUUGGAAAUGACAGCUCCCAAAAACCAAGACCGCUGGUCUCAGGAGGACAUGCUGACUCUGCUGGAGUGCAUGAAGAACAACCUGCCUUCCAACGACGGGAGCAAGUUCAAAACCACCGAGUCCCACCUGGACUGGGAGAAAGUGGCUUUCAAGGACUUCUCGGGGGAGAUGUGCAAGAUGAAGUGGAUGGAGAUUUCCAACGAGGUAACCGAAGUUUCGGACCUAACGGAGCUCAUUAUGGACGCCGAAGAGCACGUCAAGAACCCUUACAAGGGCAAAAAGCUCAAGAAACACCCCGACUUCCCCAAGAAGCCCCUGACUCCCUACUUCCGCUUCUUCAUGGAGAAGCGGGCCAAAUACGCCAAGCUUCACCCCGAAAUGAGCAACCUGGAUCUCACCAAGAUCCUGUCCAAGAAAUACAAGGAGCUUCCUGAGAAGAAGAAGAUGAAAUACAUCCAGGACUUCCAGCGAGAGAAGCAGGAGUUCGAGAGGAACCUGGCGAGGUUCAGGGAAGAUCACCCGGACCUCAUCCAGAACGCCAAGAAAUCAGACGUCCCCGAAAAACCCAAGACCCCCCAGCAGCUGUGGUACAACCACGAGAAGAAGAUCUACUUGAAAGUGCGUCCAGAUGCCACCACGAAGGAGGUGAAAGAGUCGCUGGGCAAGCAGUGGUCUCAACUCUCGGAUAAAAAGAGGCUGAAAUGGAUUCAUAAGGCCCUGGAACAGCGGAAGGAGUACGAGGAGAUCAUGCGUGACUACAUCCAGAAGCACCCCGAGCUGAACCUCAGCGAGGAGGGCAUCACUCGCUCCACCCUCACCAAGGCUGAGCGCCAGCUCAAGGACAAGUUUGACGGACGACCCACCAAGCCUCCUCCGAAUAGCUACUCCCUGUACUGUGCAGAGCUGAUGGCCAACAUGAAAGACGUGCCCAGCACCGAGCGGAUGGUGCUGUGCAGCCAGCAGUGGAAACUGCUCUCCCAGAAGGAAAAGGACGCGUACCACAAAAAGUGUGAUCAGAAAAAGAAAGACUACGAGAUUGAGCUGCUGCGCUUCCUGGAGAGCCUGCCCGAGGAGGAGCAGCAGCGGGUGCUGGGCGAGGAGAAGAUGCUGGGCAGCAACCGGAAAGGGGCGACGAGUCCCGCGUCCAAAAAAUCCUCCCCGGAGACCGGCAAGGCCAGCUCGGAGAAGCCCAAGCGGCCCAUCUCCGCCAUGUUCAUCUUCUCGGAGGAGAAGCGGAAGCAGCUGCAGGAGGAGCGGCCGGAGCUGUCGGAGAGCGAGCUGACCCGGCUCCUGGCCCGCAUGUGGAACGACCUCUCCGAGAAGAAGAAGGCCAAGUACAAAGCGCGGGAGGCGGCUCUGAAGGCGCAGUCGGAGAAGAAGCACGGCUCGGAUAAGGAGGAGCGCGGGAAGCUGCCCGAGUCCCCCAAGACGGCCGAGGAGAUCUGGCAGCAGAGCGUCAUCGGAGACUACCUGGCUCGUUUCAAGAACGACCGGGGCAAGGCGCUGAAGGCCAUGGAGGCCACUUGGAACAACAUGGAGAAGAAGGAGAAGCUGAUGUGGAUCAAGAAAGCGGCGGAGGAUCAGAAGCGAUACGAGAGGGAGCUGAGCGAGAUGCGGGCGCCGCCGUGCUCCACCAACUCCGCCAAGAAGAUGAAGUUCCAGGGAGAGCCGAAGAAACCCCCCAUGAACGGUUACCAGAAAUUCUCCCAGGAGCUGCUCUCGAACGGGGAGCUGAACCACCUGCCGCUGAAGGAGCGGAUGGUGGAGAUCGGCAGCCGCUGGCAGCGCAUCUCCCAGGGCCAGAAGGACCACUACAAGAAGCUGGCGGAGGAGCAGCAGAAGCAGUACAAGGUGCACCUCGACAUCUGGCUCAAGAGCCUGUCGCCCCAGGAGCGGGCCGCCUACAAGGAGCACACUUCCAACAAACGCAAGAGCAUGGGCAAGAUGCGGGGCCCCAACCCGAAGAUGAAGCCGACGAUGCAAUCCAAGUCGGAGUCGGAAGACGACGACGACGAGGAAGAGGAGGAGGAGGACGACGACGAAGACGACGAGGACGACGACGACAACGGCGACUCGUCGGAGGAAGGCGCCGACUCGUCCGAGUCCAGCAGCGAGGAGGAGAGCGAGGACGGGGACGAGAACGACGAGGACGAGGACGAGGACGACGAGGACGACGAGGACGACAACGACUCGGAGGGCAGCAGCAGCUCCUCCUCCUCCUCGGGAGACUCCUCCGACUCCGACUCCAACUGAGCCGCGUGUCCCCCCCCCGCGCCCUGCCCCGGCCCGGCUCGUAGGAACGUCGGGGCUUUUUCGGGGGAGAAGGGGGCGAAGAGGUGGUUUUUGGUUUUUUUUUGUUUUUUUUUGUUUUUUUCCUCCUCGGUUUCGGUCCUGUUUCCACCGCCCCCCCCCCGCCCAAUCUUCCUCUUCCUCCUCGAGCCCGGCCGGAGGAAGGGCGCUGCGGCCCCGGGGCCAAGCUCGCGGCCCGGGGGGGGGGGGGGCCGGGGGCGUUCGGGGGGCCCCAUGGCAGGGGAGGCAAAGCCGUUUCUUUUGCUCCUUCUUUUUUUGGAGGCUCCCUCCCCCCCCCCCUUUUUUUUUUUUUGCCUUUUCGCCCCUCACACGCCCCCCCCCCCCACCUCGCUACCAGCUCUGGACUUUCUAGAAAGAAAAGAAAAACAACAAAAAAAAAAAUCCCCUCCCCUCCUUUUUUUUUUUUUUUUAACACCCCAUGAAUGGGGAAAAAAAAAACCCUGCAGGACCCCCCCCGUCCCCCCCCUCCGCCGGCACGUGAGCCGAGUUGCUCAGGACUCAGCCGUUGGGCCGCUCUCGCGUUUCCCCUUCCUGCCCCCUUUCCUCCCCCCUCCAACCUUGCGGCUUUGCUGGAGCCGGAGCCGGGAAGGGGCUGGGAUCGCCCCCCCCCCCCCCGCCCCCAAUAUGCCCCCCCCCCCCCCCCGGACAGCGUGGGAGCUGCAGCGGGAGCUCCGGGACGUCUCCGCAUCCUCGGCACUUAGGAGCGAACUGUUACCGGCCGGCGGGGGGGCCGGCGGGGAGGGGGGCCGGGGCACGUGUGUGUGCAAGCGAGUGUGCGAGUGUUGGGGGGGGGGAACGCACGUGGAGGGGGGGGGCACCCAGCUCCGGCCCCCUCCCGUACCUGCUCGGUGUGACCAAUAUUUGGGGGCGGGGAGGGAGGGGGGAGCGGGGGGGCUGCCGGGAGCGACUGUCUGUGUUGUCGGUGGUUGUUGUGCCGUUGUAUUUUAUUUUAUUCUUUUUUUUUCCUUUUUAUAAAACAAGAAAUAUCCAUCUUUUUAUUUUAUUUUUCCCCUUCUUUCUCCUCCCACUUCCUUUUUUUUCCUUUAAUUUUGGAUUUUUCCCCUCCUUCCAUCUCUGUUCCCCCCCCUCCAACCCCUCCCCCGGCAAAGCUGCUCCUCUCUCGGCCCCCCCAGAACUCCUCCCCCCCCCCCCCGGGGGCUGCGCUUUUUGGGGGGGACAUAACUAUGGGACCCCCCCCCCAGCCAGGCUGUAAAUAUUGGUGCGGUUUGGGUUGAUUUUGGAGGUUCGAGCCCCCUCCCCGCCUGCCGGGACGGGGCCCGGGGGGGUGGCGGGGGGCCCCCCCUUUUUAAGCCAACGCAAGCACCAGCAAUCCCAGGGGGCGCAGAUUUGGGGGGCCUGAUCCUCCCCCCCCACCCAAGCCCCGGAAAGGGGAUGGGGGUAGAAAUGUGCCCCCUCCCCGGGUGAUGGGGAGGGGGAACCUGGGGCAUUUUUUUCUCCCAUGUUUCUGUUUAGCCUUUUUUCCUGUUUUUUAACCCAAAUCUCGGCGCAGGGCAGUGCAAAGCGGCAGGUUUGGGGCUUUUGGGCUGUAAAGCGGGGGGGGGGGCUGCAUGGCACCCCAAAUCCAGCUGCCCCCCCCCCAUAGGCACGUGGGUUGAGGGUCCCCCCCCCAAACCGCUGCUGUGACCACCAGGGUCCUGUCCCCCCCCAUAAGGCUCCCCCUCCUGGCCUCGAAUUGGGCCAAAAAACGCCGCUUUGGGGAAACUUUGGCCCAGCCUGGGGCUUGCUCCGGCGGGGCGGAGGGGGGGCUCACCCCGGUGCCCCCCCGCACGGACAAUCCUCCCACGUCCCCCCCCCAGGACCGGGGCGCAGACAAAAGCCCGGCCGGCAUCCCCCCGUCCGUCCGUCCGUCCGUCUCCAUCCCCCUUCCCCCCCCCCCAGCCUCCGUUUGGGGUUUUCCUUUCAUUUUCUCCCCAGUUUUUAAUUUCCCUGCCCGGUCCCCUAAGGGGAAACCGAUCCCUUUUCUGCUGAAUGUACCCAGCACCGUCGUGUUUUAGUGGAUGUGUUUUUAGUACAAAAAAAAGACAAAAAAAUACUUUUUUUUCUGUUUUAAAAAAAAAUAAUAAAAAUGAAAAAUUCUUACAGCGCCGACAGUUGGGGGAAAAGGCGUUUGCGCUGUAAGAGAAUUGAACCUGAGUGCAUUUUUGCACUGCCACAAAAACCCGGGAUCCUUUAGAUGGAAGUUCUUGUGAAUUACAUUAAAAAAAAAAUCAUCUUUUUUUUCUAAUAUUUAAA